Molecule: messenger RNA, 1607 nt
Organism: Orbicella faveolata
Lineage: Eukaryota; Metazoa; Cnidaria; Anthozoa; Scleractinia; Merulinidae
Product: adenosine receptor A3-like
Biological process (GO): G protein-coupled receptor signaling pathway
Cellular component (GO): membrane
Molecular function (GO): G protein-coupled receptor activity
Source: RefSeq, a predicted model, not a curated record
CUUUAGCGCGGGUAAAAAUGAUACCCAACAGACUGUAGGCAACAGUUCAAGACUUUGAUGAAUUUUAGUCAGCUCUGUUUUUGCCUGGUUAGCAAAGGAGAGUGUUUGCCUACUGUCAAAAACUCAAACAGGCUGACACAUUGUCUCAGGGCUUAUCAAUUUCAUGAGUAAAAUAAAAGUUACCAAGAAAAAAUAAUUUCCGCAAAUGACAAAGCAAUAGCACGAAAUGUCAAUAACAAAGAAAUCCUCAGUGUCACCGAAUUUUUAAACAGCCAAUCAUAUCACCGGGAGGAGAAGACUGUUGACUGACAAACUCCUUUGUUUUGUUAAAAGCCUCCUUACAAGGCGUCGGUUUUUUUUUUUUUUAAGAAAAACCUGAGAGAAAAUUCUGUUGUGACAAGAAUUUCCAGCAUACAUGUACGUUCGAACAAAAGCUCAAGCUUUUUUCUUGUAAAGAAAAUCGUUUUUUUUUUCAUAAUCAAAUCCGUCUUCGUUGAUUCCAGCUCUUCACAUUGAGUGAAACGUUUACACCAGCCAAGUCAAGACGUGUAGUGGUGAACAAUUAUCAAGUCCAUACGACAUUCAUCCUUCGUUCCUAGACUGUGGCUACAAACAUUUGUUAAAGUCGAACUUGAUUGAAAACGUUCAAUGUAAAGCGAAAUCAUGAAUAAUUCACUUUGCAAAGCCAAGCUACCAAACUCAAGUUCCACAGCUUUACAAGUUAAAGAUCCACUUUAUUCUGCUACUAUCGUUAAUAUCGUCUUCAACAGCUGUCUCUGUUAUACCACGAUUGUGCUGAACAUUGUCACCAUCUGCGCACUACGGAAAACGUCUUCACUACCAAAUCUUUUCAAAACAUUGCUUCUAAGUCUUGCUGUAUCUGAUCUUGGUGUUGGUUUGCUGGGUCAACCUUUAUAUCUCGCCUACCUGGACGUGAAAUUGCAAUGCAACCUUUCCAAUCGGCCCAUUCUUGUUGCAUCUACUCGUGUUAUUUUGAACAUUUUUUAUUUAUCUUCGUUUUGUAGUGUUAUGGCUUUAAGUGCGGAUAGAUUCUUUGCCAUUCAAAAGCCUCUACGAUGCCAGAAUGUUGUAACUCACAAGCGAGUUAUUACUGUAGUCACUGCAAUAUGGUCUCUCAGUGUUCUUUUAGGGCUGUUCUUUGUGUUCGUUCUUCCAGGUAAAAUCACUAUUGUGAUCAUUCUCAUGAUAGAAUCCGUCUGUUUUGGUGCAACGACUUGGUCUUCUUAUAAGAUAUGCAAAACUGCGAGACAACACAACAUACAAAUUCAAUCCCAAACACGAAUAAAUAGCGGCAUGCUAAAUAUUGUGAGUCUCAGAAAAUCUGCCCAGAGUACACUUUUCAUCUACGUGGCAUUUUGGGUUUGUUAUCUGCCUCACUUUAUUUUGUCUUGUCAUCUCAUAUACGCAGGGGGAACUAUGACUUCAAGCACGUUGAAUGAGUUCUUCAAGACCCUCGUUCUCCUUAAUUCCUCUCUCAACCCCGUCAUUUAUUGUUGGAGGAUAAGAAAUAUUCGACACGCUAUAAUGGAAACUCUUCAAAACGUAAGGUGGAGACAGUUCUGCGGAAGAUAACAACUGUUCAGUUA